AUGGCAGAUCAGAAUGGAGACGAGAGCAGUCACGUGGACGAGCUCUCUGACCAUGUGCUCUUUCAGAUCCUCAAUGAGAGUGCUCUGAACUCUUCGCGCUCGACGCCACCUGAGGGUGACGAAAGAAACGAUAUACAUUACCAGGGCCAAGGAGAGUCAUCUCCAGGUUUAGGACAGCUACCAAAAGUAGAACAAGUGUCAAGUCUGAGGCAGGCCAACCUAUCUCAACCACCCGUCAAUCUCACAGGGCCCGGGGCCCCUGGUAAGAAGCCUAGCUUGGGUCUCCUUAGUUUAGGACGGCCAACGAUAAAGGUUGAAAACAACGGGCCAGACGAGAGGCCACUAACAGAAGGCAGAAAAAAGGCAAGUGUGGUGAUCCCGCCUUAUGCUGAGGUGAGGUCCCAUUCUGCGAUGGGGUUCAUCGAGGCAACUUCAUGCGGACGGCCGGCGGAGGUGCCAAAGAAAGCACCACCCUUGACCCUCCCGUUCGUCAUGAACAAAAAGCAGAAGGCCGCCCUCAGCCUUCGCUCCGGCCACUUUGUCCAGAAAGACCUCCCCCUCAUACUCACCGUCCUCAAAGAAGACCUGGAAAAGCGGCCGAAAUACGACCCUCCCCCCCAAACCAAGAGCCCCAAACACGCCCCCCUCAGCGAAAGCUCCGGAAAACGCCCCCGGGGGGGUCGGAAAGGCUCGCUGAGUGGCCCCCUGAGCCGCUCCGAGCCGCACUUCGCCGCGCGCAACCCGAACGGGGGGGCGCUGCCGCUGAUAAAGAUCACCCCCGACUUGGAGGCGAAGCUGAAAGAGCGGCGGAGCCAGCAGGAAGCGAAAGUGUACGCCCUGUUGCAUGAUCAGCAGUUGGAAAGUUCGAUUGAGACUGUGCACGCUUUGGGGGGGGAGCUGAACACGUGGCUCGCGAUGGGCCAGGCGAGGGAAGCGCAUUUGGAGCGCCUGGGAAUGCGGUGGCAGGCGCAGAGGGACGGGCUGAGCUCUGAGGCGGAGAAGAAGGAGACGUUCUCGGAGGAGAUUGAGUUGCUGAGCGCGCAACUAGAGGAGUGCGCGUUGCGCAAGGAGGCGGUGCUGGUGGACAAGGUGGGGCUGCACGUCAUGAUGCGCCGCCUGCACGACAGCAUGCGGACGGACGUCUCCACGCUGGGAAGCAUCCGAGCAAGAUUCCAGAAGCUCUCGGGAUCCUGCCUCGGGCUCAUCGAAGACAUCAAGCGGAGCCACGUGCAAAAGGAGCAAGCGGAGGCCGACGCGGCCGCGAUACGCGCGCGCAUAAUCGAUGCACGGCUGGACCAGGAGGAAAUGCUUGCGGAAGAGCGCGCGCGCAUUGAAACACAGAGGAAGCUCCUGGCCGACAAAGUGGCGACCGAGACGCGCCGCCGCACGCGCGCACAGGAGGCGCGCGAGGAGAGCCUGGUCGCCGCGAAGGACGCCGCGAUCAAGACCACCCAGGCGGUCUUCGCGAACGAGCUCGCGAAGGGCCAGACCAAGAUCCAGCUGAUCAAGAUGAGCGCCGCGUUCCAGCGCAUCGUGGACGCAACGGGGCUCAGGGACGUGACCGAGCUGGUGAACCACUUUAAGGAUCCCAAGGAGCGCGUCGAGAAGUGGAAAGCGGAAAAGGAGAGAGCGGAAGAGCGGAUCGCCGCGCUCAAGACGGAGUUCGCUGCCCUUAAGGUGGUGCUGGGAGACUUCGAACUAGAGGGGUACAGUGCACGGCUUCGAUGGAAAGAAUUCGACGCGCUCGAGUCGAAGCAGCUGGCCAGCGAGCUGUCGUACCUGCGCAUGCGCGAGGGCGUCGAAUCCAUCCGAUACCGCGUCCAAGAGGUGCAAGCGUCGCUUGAGAUCGUCGCCAAUUCCGCCGGAAUCAGCCUCAGCGGAGUCGACUUCUUCACCGGAAAGUCCGUCGAGCCGUCGCCCAUCGCCAAGCCCCUCGACUUGCGGCCGACCGCGCUCAGCGCGGAAAUGUUCGGCCUGCCGCCCGGGCAAGCGUUUCACCGCAUGAUCGCGGCCGCGCUCGCGACCACCGACGGCGCGGCGCGCCUCCUCGGCGGCGAGGGUUUGGACAACCUGGACUCUGCAUCGAGCCACGAGGACUCGAAGAAGACGUUGCGCCGUAUGAAGAGCGACGUCGGGUCCGGGCUCGUCUACGUUCCGGGCCCGAUGAGCGGAAUUCCGCCGGACACCGCGGUCGACAUCACGAGAGUCCUCCGGCUUCUGCAGCUGAAACUAGAGCGGCUACUUGAGGUCGCGGGGCAGCUGGAGCACGUGCCCGUCGACCCAGGCCUGGGCGCGAGCGCGACGCGCGCGCUCGCGCGCAAGAAGGACGCGCGCGCUUCCGAGUUCCACCGGCUGAUGGAAGCUCUAGAGUGGAUCCCGCCCUCGGAGAGGCUGCCGGAGAAGCCUAAAGAUCCUAAAGAGGCGAUCGACAAGGCGGCCAUGACGGCAGCCGUGUGCAACUACAUAGCCGCUGGAAUCGCGGCCGCUGCCAUCCUGCCUCUCCCGCGCGCGCAGCUCGAGAAGUUCGCCGCGCGCGUCUGCACCGAGUCGCAAGUGGACGGACCACUGCACUACCCGCCUUUCAACCACCGCCUCUACGAGGCCGCCUCCAAAAGUUUUAGCGGAAAACAGGCCGCCGAGAAGCCGGACGACUUCGGAAGCAGCGCAUGGGCCGCGCGCGUUCUCCUCGAAGAGAUGAGAGCGGACAUCAAGCUGAGCCGGUCAAUGGGAGACGGCCACGUGGAGACCGCGCGGCGUUCCGCUGGCAAAGCCUCGAAGGACCUGCGGAAUUCCGGCGGGCUGAGUAGGAGCGGAAGCGGCGAGUACUCGGCAGCGGUGGCGCUCGCCGAAAGAGAGACGGCGGCCCGUUCCGCCGAGAGUUCGCUGAGCACGACCGGAACGGCUGCCGUUCCGGCCGCGAUGGCGGAACCCAAGAGGCGGGCCAACCGGGGGGCGCCGGAAACAAUCGAGGAGGGGGACGAAGAGGGAGCGGGAGCGGAAGAUGCGCGCGCGGUUUGGCUCGCCGCCAAACGAAAGGUGCUUGUCUCCCCGGUGGUACUUUUGGUACCCGGUCCGGGGGGGCCGGUACCGCCGGUUCCCCAGAGCCCUUCUUCUGGGCCGCAAAACGGAUUCCCCGGGCUUCGGCCUCAGUCUCCAAACAACGACAGAGUGUCGCAGGAUGUGAACGCGGAGGGCGGGGAGACGUCUUCAAAUUCGGAGCAGGAGGGGAACCCCCCGGAAGAAGAAGACACGUCGAUUGUCGGGGCGAGGAGUGAUCUCGUAGUUUUCAAGAAGCAAAACAUUUUGCACCGCGCGCGACGACUGACACUCAUCGAGGGCGACCUGGAAGAGGCGGAACGGAAGCGGAGAGCGGAGGAGCGGUACCGGAAAAUGCUGCGAUCUAUACCGGGCCUGGAGGAACUAGAUCGGGAUGGCCUGAAGCUGGUCGGGGUAGCGGCCCCGGGCGCGGGGGGAGCGACCGGAAGAAAGUCAGAGGGUGAGCCAUCGGAGGGGGAGGAGAAAUCGUCAGAAAAGCCGCACGUGCGGUGGACGUAG
Molecule: messenger RNA, 3555 nt
Organism: Klebsormidium nitens
Lineage: Eukaryota; Viridiplantae; Streptophyta; Klebsormidiophyceae; Klebsormidiales; Klebsormidiaceae
Source: the annotation of a GenBank genome assembly